Molecule: messenger RNA, 1843 nt
Organism: Leucoraja erinaceus (little skate)
Lineage: Eukaryota; Metazoa; Chordata; Chondrichthyes; Rajiformes; Rajidae
Gene: duoxa
Product: dual oxidase 2
Exons: 9
Coding region: 151-1140 (329 amino acids)
Biological process (GO): protein transport
Cellular component (GO): endoplasmic reticulum membrane
Source: RefSeq, a predicted model, not a curated record
CCGACAGGGGGGUAUAAAUUGGAUGGGGCUGCAGGCUGGGGACACUGCUUGCUAAGUUUCCACGGCGUCUACAUUUCGCCUUCGUGGUUCAAAGCGGGACCUGAACUCUGUGGCGACUCCAAACCAACCCUGGGUUAAGAAGACUUAGCCAUGACUUUAUUCAACGGGAUUGCUCCUUUUUACAUCCACGAACGAACCGCGUACGUCUUCGGCCUCACGCUGCUGGUGGUGAUUCUCGUCUUCCUGGUCCUCGCCGCGACUUUCCUCAUUAUUCUCCCCGGGAUCAGAGGGAGAGGGAGAAUCUAUUCGUUCUGCAGAGUCAUCCUAAGCCUGCUGGUUGGAGUGAUAAUUGUUGUGGUGAACUUUACCAGUGACUGGGAAGAGGGCCACGUCACAGUUAACACAACCUACAAGGCUUUCAGCAGUGAGAUGAUAACAGCAAGGGUGGGUCUCCAGAUUGGACUGGCAGGAAUCAACGUAACUCUGAAAGGUCUUCCUGUGAACCAGCUGAAUGAAACCAUCAACUACAAUGAAAACUUCCUGUGGAAAUUUGAGUUAAAUUACGAUGAGCAAAGUCACAAAGGACUCGAACGAGGGCUUCCAAAUCCGAUUUUGUAUAUUGCUGAGAAGUUUACUUCAAAGGCCCCUUGCCUCAUCAAUGUACAGUACCGAUUCUCUGGGCAUUAUGCAACAGCUAUGAUGUGGGUGGCUUUUUGUGCCUGGAUCAUCUCCAAUAUCCUCUUCUGCAUGUCAACAAUUGUCUACGGAGGCUACAUGACCCUGGUCACGUCUGCGUUCAUGAUCUUUGGCGUCAUCUCGUUUGCCACCACCCGCAACGUCCCUCAAUGCAUCAUUCAGUUUGGACCAGCCACACUGAGGACGAGUCUGAGCGUUUCCUUCUGGCUAACACUGGCGACUGCACUGGUGUGUCUACUGCUCGGAAUUCUCAUAAUAGCCAUGGAUCACUUUAUGCCGGAGAAACUAAGGGCCUUUUUCAUACUGAACGGGGAGGACGAUGAUCAGGAUGAGAUGAGACAUGGAAUAAUUAACAAUUAUUUCAAAGAUGAUUGUAUAGACACUAUAAUUUUAAAGGACACAAAAAGUAGUUUCGAAAACAAGGACUUUGUUGUUUAUACCUAAUGUCGAUCAUUCCACUGGACUGAGAGGUUUGGGAAGGCAGUGCCAACCUAGUCCACUCAGCAACAUUUGUCGGGCUUCGAGAAUGUAACGCUGCACUUGAUUGAACAAAUCGAAAGGACCUUUUCCGUUUUUAUUUGUGAACUUUUAGCCAAGUGUACAAUUACCCAGGACUGCUCCAGUGCGAAGUGGGGCCUGAGUUUGAACUCCUCGAGGGGGAGUUUUACGACCCAUGGACUUAAAACCAAAUGCGAGCUACGUUUCUUCAGCGUCCUGUCCCAGACUGGUUGUCGAUGCCAAGCCUGGAUCUUGACUGUGCUAACAGGACAAAUCAUUGACAUUGUGACUCGUUCGUUGAGACACAACUUCACGUUGAACAUGUGUGGCAUGCCAAAGGCUAUAUUGAGCGGUAGAUAUAGAGCCACUGCAGUUUAUUGAUUAAUGUUGUGCUUAUUUAUGAACACUUUGGCGGGCAUUUUUGAAUCGGAAGUAAGUGGUCAAAAAGGUGUCUUUUAAUCUUAGAUUUAAGCAUUAGACGACGUGCGUGUUUAUCGUGUUUAAAUUAUUCACUUUUCGCAAUAUUAUUAUUUCUCAAAACUUCAAUCUUCGAUUGUGUGGAUAUACAUUUUGACACAAGGUCUAUCAUUUAGUGCACUGACUGACUGAUUUCCAACAGUAACAGAAGCCUGCCAUGUUGGGUUAGUAA